AUGAGCGAGGUUAUGAAGGCGCCUUGUGUGCAAAAAGACAAGUCUCUUAAGCAACGUAAAUUGAUGAGAAAGGUGGUAAUUGAUGAUAGUGAUAGUGAUUUGUUGGAUGAAAUGUUGGAAGAAGUUAGCGAAGGGGAAUAUGGAGAGGAACGAAGAAGGUGCCAGAGACGAGAAACGCGAUGCGAUGAAACGAGUCCACGGAAAAUGACUGCUAUUUCGGUGCACUCAGUUUUGGACGAUGGCUCACAUAAAAAUUUCCACAUAAUGUGCCUCGUUUGUCACAGCAAAACCACAUGCUCAGAUACGAAUUGUUCCCUCCCAGCAUAUUACAUAUGUGAUAAAUGUAUGGACUGUGAGAAGGAGCAUACUAGGGAGAUUGACGCCAAGUUGCUCAAUAGUAACGUCACCCAACAAUUCCAUUCACUAUCGAAUGACGACUUGACAGCUUCUGAUCAUACGUGUACUGCUUGCAAGUGCCAGAUUUGUACUCGUCGACGGGAAGCGAUAGUGGAACGUAACCAUGAACUUUCAAUGCUGCAAGUUUGUUGGAAGGACUUGCGACAGAAUGUUCGGCAAAUGUUUCGUGAGGGUCUUGAUGCAACAAUGACCUCGUUGAAGGGCAAAAAGUUUAACGUCGAAAGAAUCAAGCGAAACGUUUCAAUACUCGCCGAAAGAGAUCCUCAUCAGUUAUAUAAGCGGUUAGAGAGUAUUGGACAUGAAUAUGUGAUGAAUUUAAAAUCGGAUGAUUUAUGGCAAAUUUUGGUUGCUCCUCAAAUUGUUCCAGCUCUUAUUAAGCUGUUUGAAUCGGGUGCUAGCAAGGAGAAAAUGGAAUUGGAAAGGGUGAAGCUAUUCAUUAGGACAUUGCUGGAUCGUUUCUCUUGUCAACAAGAAACUGUUAGGAAUAUGUCACCUCUGCUUUCACCAUUGGAUGAGGAGUAUUUAUCGCAGUUUGGUAUCAGUUGGAAGAUAUUGAAUCAUCAUAUUUUUGAUUGUGUGAUUUAUCAAGAUGAUCUGCUAAUAAAUUUUAUACCAAGCAUGGAAAAGAUGUUAAAGUGUCCAUUGAUAUUAUCAGAUGAAAGUGAUGAACAACGCAAGGAACGUGAACGUCGUGAGACAUCGUCAACGGAUAUUCCUUUAGGUGCAUUAGAAUUAGCACAAAGCUUUCGUGUUUUUCAUAAAUUAAUGAUUACCAGUCGUGAAAUUUUUAAAAAAGCGAACGCUCAAAUCACCCUCAUUUCUCAACAACAAACCAUUAUUAAUUAUGUAAAUUUUUUCAUUCAUUUCAUCGCAAAUAAAGCGAAAGGUGAAUUGUUAGAAGAAGAUUUGGAAUUUUUUAAGAGUCAGCGACGUAUGAUACGUAAUUGUACGUCGAAACGACAUUUUCGUCGUUUAGGCGACUUAUUGACGAAAGGCGACGAUACUGAUCAAUGUUCAAUGGGCAAUGAUAAUGAUGAUGGUACUGACUCGGAGGCGGAUGCUGCUGAAUUUACGAAGCGAUUGCAUGAAAUUGUCGAUGAAGGAAGAACGGCUUCGAUCUGUAUUGACGAAAAUGGAAAAGUGGCACCAUCAAUGGAAUGUAAAGAUUGUUCGAUGAGACAUUGUUCUUGUGAUGAAUGUCGUAUAUCGCAUAUAAUCAUUUGUGGUCUUCUUUCGCAAGAUGAUGAUUUGACAACCACACUCAUUUGGAGUCAGUCAUCGACGGAUAUAUCCGAGAAUGAAGAAGACAAUAACGCACAGCAAGAAUCAGCAGAAAAGAAUCAGCCGAACAGUAGCACUUCAUCAUCAGAUCAGGUUGCCGCUGCUGAACAUAAGCCCAUCAAUCGUUCAUUGCGUUUUCAAGUGGCGAAGGCAUUGUUUGCUUUACACGAUCCCAACAAUAGGAAGGAAAUAGCGUGGGGCGAUUGGGAAAUACCGUAUGAUUUGUCACAUGAUGUCGAAUAUGAUGAGCAUUGUUUGAAUGACAAGAAGGAUGUCGAUGAUUCGAAAGAUGCUAAUCAAACUGGUUCGUUCUUCGAUUCGUUGCUUGAUGAAAAUUCGAAACUCUGUGAAAAUGACGGUUUCGUAGAAGAGAGUGAGGCAAUUGUGGCUGCAAUAAAGGAUGUUGCUAAGCAAAUUGGAUAUGAUAUUCAAGAGACCGUCAUUGGUCAGGCGAGGACGAGAAGGUUUCUUUUUUUUUUUUGGGAUUUCUACGAUCUAACGAAAUUUGGUUUCGAUUUGAAUCGAGAGUUGAAAGCGCAAAUAAAAACCCAUUUAAGCACUCUUUUCAAAUCGAAAACUUCGAAUGCGAAUGAAAACAACAACAAAGAAGCGGAAAAGAAUUUGACAGGAGGCGAAACGAAACCAGUGGAAAAGUGUAAGACUGUGGAAAAAAUAAGUGAGCCUCCGCAGACGUCGUCGAGUUCAGCAAAAGCUGAUCAGUCAUCAAAGACGACGAUAAGCAACGGUAACAAUAGCCACAAAGUUGCAAGCAACAGAUGUAAAGCAAAGAAGCUAGCGAAAACAAGCACAGAUGUGUGCAGCACUGAGGAAGAAGAAACUGAAUCGGACUCUGAAUGUUCGUCUCCGUCUCUGGCCGGCACUGCUGAUUGGUCGCAAAUCAAACUGGUCAACGAUGCUGUUCUUGAUAGUAAAACAUUAGAGCAGUACUGCACGAAGUCGCCAUUGUCAGAAGCAGAUCGACGGAUGCUGAAAGAAGCUUUAUCAAAGAAGCAAACUAUUGGCGGCUUGGCGUUGGACCUAUUCGGAAAGAAAGCACUGGAAAGGCCGCAAUCAACCACAAAAACACAGUCAAUACCUUCUGUAACGAAAAUCAUACGAAAACUUAAAGCAACUGCCGAUAAAUGUGAUGGUAUUGCUAGUAAUGUUAUUGCUAUAACUCCAAAGCCGUUGGCUGCAUCCGCCAAAGAGAGAUUACUAUUGCAAAUGAAGGAGGCAGAAAAGAGAGCUAAGGAGCAAUUAAUCAAAAAUCCAUCGAAGACUUAUGACGGUGAACAGUGGACUACAAACGAUGGCUUCAAGGUUCCAUCAGUUGGUAAAGUGAAAAAAUGUGCUGCAAAGGAAUGGUCCAAAUUGGAAGAUGUCUAUAAUAAUAAGGCAGAUGUAAAGGCAAAUGCACAUGAUUACACCAGGAACUGCAAACGUAUCGACAAUAAGGCAGGCGAGCAAUCUUUAAAAUCUGUCACGAACAAAAAAAUGUCAACAGGAAACAAAUGUGCAAAGGAAUCAACACUACAAACAAAUUGUGUUAGUGGAGCACAAAAAGAAGCCCGUACUGCUACUCGUGCAGAUAAAGAGAAGACGGAUAAAAUGCGCGUGAAACAAAAUACUCUAAAACAGUGCAACAGUUCAAAGGCAGUUAUUGACAGCUGUAAAAUGCAGCAAUCGGCCACGGAUAAAAAGGAUUUCGAAACAAGUCCACAAAAGACAAUCGAUCCGAGUUCGUUGUCGAAGACACUUGAUUUCAACGUUGAUCUCAAUGAGUUCGGCCUACAUUCAUUAUCAACUGAAAUGGCUAAAAAAUUAGGUGAAGGUGGUAAAUGGAACAAAUUAAUCGCGCAGGCUGUCGGAGUAGGCGUUAACAAAAUGGCUCUCUCAGGAAAACUGGAAUAUAAAUGUGAAAAUAUGAAAGUACCAAGUAAUUGUGAAUCAAAAGAAGAAGUAAUUGGAUGUCAUUCGGAUAAUGAUAUCGAUGGUUUUAUUGAUGAUGAUGAAGAUGGGGACGAUGAAGAUGAAGAGAAACCAACCGAACGGACUGCAUCAGGUUCUCGAAGAGAUACUCGUGGACAUUGUGACUGCUGCUACUGUGAAAUGUUCGGACAUACAGCUACAGAAUCGGCGAAAGCCGGACGUGUUCCUCAGAUCAGGGAAAGGUUGAGGCUCAAACUGAAACGCCGUAACGGUCAAGAGGCCAAGUCAGAAUCACAAUCGAAGAAUCGUUCGAGUUGCGCAGACAAACAAAAUUCGUUCAAAAGCGAUGAUAAAACGGAAACGAAGUCAGAAGAAACGAGAACAAACGUUGACCUGAAACCUGUGACGGUCGCGGAUGCACCGAUCGACGAGAUCCUUGAUUACAUUAACGAAAAGGAUAAUGCAUUGGCACAGGCAGCCGCCACUAAAGCAGCAAAACGUGCUAGACAGAAGCAACGCAAGCAAGAAGAGAAAGAAAGAUUGGAAUUGGAACGAAAAAAGCAAGAGGAAUCAAGAAAAGCGCAGGAAGCUGAGGCGUUACGUAUGAAGAAGGAAAAGCAAGCUGCGCAGCAGGCAGCACGACGUGAGAAGGCGCUGAAGGCAGAGGAGAGAAGACGAAAGGCUGCAGAGGAUCGUGCUCGUGCACAAAAGCGUCAGAAAGAAUUGUUACGGCAACAACAACUCGCAAAAGAACAAAAACGAGCACAUAAAUUGCAAGCAGAACGAGAAGCGAUUGUAAAGAAGGAAGUGACUGACAAGACAACACCUGUUGAUGGUGAAUGGCAAGAGCAAUCCGUAAGUGAACGACACCAUGAACAAAGACAACUGGAAACAAUGUCUCAAAGGACGUGCUUACAAAAGCAACCGAAUGAUCAACUCUCGAAGAAAUCGCACUCGAUCUCAUCCAGUCCACUGCCAAAUACUCAUGACAAUCGUCCGCCAUCUGCACCCUCGGCCGUAACUCUCCCACAAACACCGCUUCAACGUCCACUCACCUCUUUCUCUGAAUUCAAACAAAAAACUGCUUCUUCUUUUGCCUCAUCAUCACACCAACCCAGUCGAUCUCCCCUUCAAAACGCGUCAUCGUUGUCAUCAAAAGCAAAUGUUGUUACGCCUACUACUACCGUGUCGUAUAUGAAACAACUUAAAACACACAGCACCCCGUUAAAAUCAAGCACUCUUCCAUUAUCAGCUGAUAAUGCUCAAUUUGAUUUGCCACCAUCCGUGUCUGUUGAUGGACACAAUCGAUAUUCACCAUCAACAAUUCAAUAUCAUCGCAAUCAGCAAUCUCAUUUGAAUCAUUUUCAUAACCAACCGUUGAAAAACAGUUUGAAUAUGCAAUUUAACUCAGACAUUAAUUCAAGUCAGCAGUUAUCUGCUGACUUCGAUUGUUCACUAUUUAAUCCUACUGCUGUGUUGCGUUCUUGCGGCCCAAUAUCAUCAGCACCAUCGCAGUGCACAUCAAAGAUCUAUGAAGGCAGUUUCGCUGCGACUACUUUAUUGAAUCAGAUGCAAUCAGAUGCGUUCGAUGCGAGAUCAACGAACAACACCACUAGUCUACUUCAAACGAAUAACGUUAUAGCAACACCACAACUUAGUCCAAUGCAUUACUACAAUGAUGAUAAUAUCAAUAGUUUUAACAACACAAUACCAUGUUUCGCAACAACUUCAUCACAGUCAACUAUUCAACCUUCGCUAAAUCAAACAGCGUUAUUUGUGAACAAUACUGCAGCCGAUAUGCAUACGAAUGUAGCUGGUCAACGUCACCAAUAUCAACCAUCAUAUUCAAAUAAUUUCUCAUCGGAUGGAUUCUUCUCAAUCUUAAAUAAUAAUAACAAAUGCAUGGAGACACCGUGUUCAUCGAGUUCAUCUCCAUCUCCAUCCUCCUCAUCAAUUUGUUCAAUUUCUGCACAAUCAUUCGAUAGGCUACCACCGUAUAAUGGUGCACCAAUAGGUGCUAAAACGUUCGGAUGCACCACAACUACUGCAAACACAAUAAGUCAAGGAGGAAUAAGGAACUGUUCCGAGAGGAAUGUUUUACGUUUAGGUGCUGAUUGUAGUAGUGGUGAGUGUUCGUCGUUAGCACACAACAUCAGCAAUAACGCGUCAUCACGAUCGAAGCCGUCAGUUAAUCAAGACUCGUAUUGGUCAAGCACAUCGUCACUUUUUCAAAAUAAUCAUCCAUUCCCCAUAAUAACACAAUCAUUGAUCAAUCCUCAAUCAACGGCUACCAAGAAUGCUUCGCAUUUGACGAACGACCAAAAAAUGAAUGUUGGAGCAGACCCACUGGGUGCAGCAAUGAAGUGUUGCGAAACAUUACCGAAUCGUACUCCAUUUAUGACUACCUCAACAACAGCGGUUCCUGCUGCCAAUCCGUUGGCAACGUAUGAAUCAGAAACGAAAAUGUUGGCUGCAGUUGUUGAACAAGAGAGUGCAUUCAUUCCUGUUCCACAAAAUCCAAUCAUUUUCGAACCGAGCGAUCCACGUCUCGCAGCUGCGGUUGCAUCGAUGAAGUUCGAUCCACAUGAAACGUUCAAACCUAGACCAGAAACUGAGUUACAGUUUCUCGAUCCAUUCGAACAAGAAAUUGAACAUUUCAAACGAGUAAUGUGGGUGGAAAAAGAAAGGAGUGCGAAUCGGGCACGUGCGCCGUUAUGUGAAUUGCAUAAACUUGAACCCGAAAACGAAGAGAAUGCAGUAUUUCACUUCGAUCCGCUUGUGUGA
Anisakis simplex (herring worm) is the source of this 6411-nucleotide messenger RNA. The record is from the annotation of a GenBank genome assembly. Lineage: Eukaryota; Metazoa; Nematoda; Chromadorea; Rhabditida; Anisakidae.